Molecule: messenger RNA, 531 nt
Organism: Neurospora tetraspora
Lineage: Eukaryota; Fungi; Ascomycota; Sordariomycetes; Sordariales; Sordariaceae
Exons: 1
Coding region: 110-436 (108 amino acids)
Source: RefSeq, a predicted model, not a curated record
GUCCACCAAGCUUAAAAAAGAAACACAACCUAAGCCGGCCAUAACCGAGGUUUUACCUUGGCAACUUUUGGCCGACGGGAAUUCCAGUUUGCAUGAAAGUAUUCUUCAGAUGGGAAUAUCUUCCCUCGCUGCCCUCAGCCAGCUCUCUGCUCUCACAUCCGCCUGCCCACUGCUUAUACAAACUGUCAGCGUCGCCAUCGCUGCUCUGGGCAGGUGCUCCCGCUCAUCUCUCCCCGUUUCAGACAUUCCAUUUCGCCAUUUACCCGAGUCAUGCACGUCGCACUCGCCUACGGAUAGCGAGUCUCCUCAGUGGUUGAACGGCUGCCAUAACAGGAACGGAAACCUUGCGGGCCGACGACCAAUGGACACAGUGAAAAGAGUUUCGGAGAUGGCUUCUGAUUCUUUUCUCUCUCCAUGUUCUGUCCUAAAAGUUUAGUACCUAGCCCGUCUUCAGCCUCUCUAGCUGCUACUAGUCCGCUGUUAGAGCUGUUCAUCAACAUGAAACCCGUUCUCUCAUUCCGUUGCCGAAUC